CAGGAGUCCAGAGAGGGACCAGCGGUGCUCACGCGCGCUCAGGGGGCGGGGGUAGCGCCGCCCACCCCGGAGGAUCAUGCUGCGAGGCAAGUCCCGGCUCAACGUGGAGCAGGUGGGCUACAGUCCCGGCCAGCUCCUGGAGCGGAGACAGCUCCUGGCAGGGCGCACUCCUCGGAGCCCCGGCCGAAAUGAAAGUUCAUUAGCAUCUACCCUGAAGACGCUCCUGUUCUUCACAGCUUUAAUGAUCACUGUACCUAUUGGGUUGUAUUUCACGACUAAGUCUUAUGUUUUUGAAGGCGCCUUUGGGAUGUCCAAUAGGGACAGCUAUUUUUAUGCUGCUAUUGUUGCGGUGGUCGCCGUCCACGUGGUCUUGGCCCUCUUUGUUUAUGUGGCCUGGAAUGAAGGCUCACGACAGUGGCGUGAAGGCAAACAGGAUUAAAUUGGACAUCACCUUUCGAUAGCAUUAAAUUGGCUUUUAAAAAUGAGCAAGAACACACAGCUGAACAUGUUUGCAAGUGGGGAAGGGGCAGAGAGGGAGAGAGAAUACCAAGCAGGCUCCAAGCUCAGGGCUCCAUCCCACCACCCAGAGAUCAUGACCUCCGCUGAAAUCAAGAGUUGGACGCUCAACCGACUGCGCCAUCCGGGCGCCCUACACGAAUCUUUCUUAUUCAGAGCUGUUCUAUCCCACAUAUGUAUAGUUGGAUCACCGUGAGGUCGUAUCUGAUAGAAAAAGACUCUGUGGUUUUAUUUCACUAUCCUUAGUGUGUUCUUUCUAGCUACUUACUACAGUCUAAAACACAACUGGAAAAACGCAUAGAGAAACAGAGAAUUUAAAUUCCCUGUGAUGUUACCAUCUGGAAAUAACCCACUGUUUUGCUUUAGACCCUGUGUGCAUUUCCUAAUGCUAGUUCAGUACUCCGAACGUUUGGUUUAAGUUUAAAUUCUGCCUGUGUUACCUGACGGCUAUUUGCAUUUUUCCAGAUGAAUGAUUAUUGGCCAUUUCCUUAAAAAAAGUACAUUCUACCUUUACCUUUUUACUAGAUUUCUCAUUGUUUAAAUUUCCUGUUACUUGUAAUUCGUAAUACAAUGGCCCUUACUGUUUUGACAUUACUGAUUUGUCCACCCUUAUUUUUGAUGUGGAACUGGACUAAAGGAAUAGGGAAAUGGUUAGGCAUUAAAGCUAAAUAGGCAUUUGUAUUUAAUUGUUGAGAAAAAGGAUUAUUGUAGGACAUUUUUUAUUGCUUAUAGUUAAAUAUUGUCUACACUUUAAUUGUCUUUAAGCAGUUACUCUAAAUGUAAAGUGUUUUAAAGACUGCAUUUUUAGUGUAAAAUUGUACACAUUUAAUAUAAAAUUGUAGAAUGCCCCAGUUUGAGUCUGGGGUACUAUGUGGUAGAUUUCUAAAUGCUCAUCCCUUCUUUAGUCAUACUUAGAAUUAUUGUCCACUUAGUUCCUUUUCUAUAAACCAAGGUUUUGUACUUUUGGGAUCUUAUGCUAUUUGUAAAAUAUUAAUGCCCAAUAUUAGAUUAUUUUGUUUUCAGACAUUUGCUGGGUAUAAAAUGAUAUGGAUGUUCUUCUGCAAGUAUUUAAUCCUGGAAUUCAUGCAAAAGCAGUUGUAAUUUUCUCUUGGGAAAAGUACCAAGUGUUUGGAAAUUAGAAUUGGAUCCUAGGGUUGAUAUUUAGGAUUGUUACAAUAUAGACUUGUUUUCAAACCAGUUGAGUUUUUCCUAGAGUUUUAACUAUUAACUCAUUACUUUGCUGCUCUUGAAAUAACAUGGUAUUUGACAUACAGAUUUAUUUUUCAAGAUGUCUCAUGGAUUUCCUGUUGCACAAUGUACAUAUUUCAGGAUGUAUAGAAAGGAAAGCUACAAUUGAGCCCUUAUAAAUAUUUUAAGAUAGGAAUAUGUUCACUGUUGUUUGAAGAUGGAUUAUAAGAGUAACCUCAAUUAGGAAGCAUAACUUAAAGUGUUAGCACAAACUACUGAUAAACACAUUAUCUUCCUCACCUUGCCUCCGAUUUUGCCCCCUCCCCGAAUAUAAUCAUUCCUUCCCAUUGCUAACAAAUGAAAUGUGUUGUAGAAUGUAUCUGAUGUUAUUCGCUCUUAAGUGGAUAGGUAACAUUUUACAUGUAACAGCAGAAUUCAGUUUUGAGUUGUUACUGAAGGAAUUUAAGCAUCCAUUAAAAAAGACCUCCUGUUUCAUGGAAACCUAACAAAUACAUUGUAAUAAUACUAUUUUUAUCAUAAAAAUCUUAGCACCCUUGCCAAAAGAGGCAACUGAUUGAUGUGUUUGAUGUUUAUUUGCCAUUUACAUAUGAAUUUUAUAUAUACGUCUGAGUACCCAAGGAGACCAGUAGAAACAGUUAAAUAAGAUGUUCCCAAGGAAAGAUGAUAGCCAAUGGUACAUGAUACAAAGGAUUUAAAUCCUGAUUUAAAAAUUGUGUGUGUAUUUCUCAUCUCUCGACAACUUCGUGUUUAUUGUUUUAUUUAUGACCCAGUGAAGUUGUAGAGCAUUGUUGGACCCAGUUUAUAAAUGGUUCAGCAAUGCUCCAGAAUUUGUCACUUGUCUUCCUUAGGUCAGCAAUCUGUGUCCUCCAACAGAGAAGUAUGACUUUAUUCAGACUGUACUCUUACAUUUAAGAUAGUUCUGCUAGAGCUGGGCUGAAGCAACACAUGAAUAACUUGACAAGAUUUCUUCUUUUUUCAGAGGGAAAGGGUAACCUGAGAAAAUAAAUUCUUUUCAGGGACUUUGGGAACUGAGUGGUAACUUACAUGUAAUGAAUGAAUAGUUGAAUCUUUUAUAUAUUCAUUAAAAUAGUUUGGAACUCCUCAACUUAUCAUCACUCCUGGCCACAUUUUUCUUUCCUGUCUCAUUGGUACAUAUACUCGAGUAGUAUCUGCAUUCUUUUUUAACAUGUUCUUAUUUGUCAGUCACAGAGACUUGUCUUCCUUUUUUUCAAGUUCAGUGAAAUCUCACUGAACGGUAAAAAUAGCAAUAGCUAACAACAUCUGCACAGCACCUUACAGUUUGCAAAGAACGUUCACAUAUUCCUGUUUGAGUUUAGCAUAGUGAUCCUGGUACAAGAUACCUCUUCACAUUCUUGCCGAAGAUGUUAGAAUCUUUUAACUCAGUAGAGUCAUUGAAUAUGCUGUAGUCUUUGAAUAGUGCCCUGACUAGGGGCAGGGUUUACAUGCACUAUUUUGAAAGGUGUGUCAUUAUUGAAAUGGGUGGCUUGAGUUCUUUAGCCACGUGGAUCAGAUUUACUUUUGUAAGUGAUACUUUUCUAACUGCUACCUGGGUGGAUUUUGUAUCCGUUAUAUUCCAGCCUGUAAUUUGUAUAAAUUUACCAUCUGUUGUCAUUAAAAAAGUGUUUGUAAUGCCA
Molecule: messenger RNA, 3380 nt
Organism: Suricata suricatta (meerkat)
Lineage: Eukaryota; Metazoa; Chordata; Mammalia; Carnivora; Herpestidae
Gene: VMA21
Product: vacuolar ATPase assembly factor VMA21
Exons: 4
Coding region: 77-439 (120 amino acids)
Biological process (GO): vacuolar proton-transporting V-type ATPase complex assembly
Cellular component (GO): endoplasmic reticulum membrane
Source: RefSeq, a predicted model, not a curated record